Chaetomium fimeti is the source of this 465-nucleotide messenger RNA. Its product is annotated as Rhodanese-like domain-containing protein. Bases 1 to 465 code for a protein of 154 amino acids. Gene Ontology annotation, molecular function: protein tyrosine phosphatase activity. The transcript is spliced from 2 exons. NCBI's taxonomy places the organism in Eukaryota, Fungi, Ascomycota, Sordariomycetes, Sordariales, Chaetomiaceae. Gene Ontology annotation, cellular component: nucleus; cytoplasm. The record is from RefSeq and is a predicted model, not a curated record.
AUGGCGCGACGAGAAGAUGGGACGCCGUGGUGGACAGAUUUCCCCGAGCCGAUAUCAACGGCAACCCAAGUUGAGCCUCAGGAGGUCUUCCAGCUGCUUCGGGACCACGAGCUCCCAGCUAACAAGCAGCGGGACUUUUUGCUGGUGGACGCGCGCCGCGCCGAUUGCACGGGAGGAACAGUGCGCGGGGCCAUGAAUUUGCCAGCUCACAGCUUCUACCCAACGCGCGGAACUUUGUACGACCUGUGCAAGCAGGCGGGGAUUCGAAGGGUUAUCUUCUAUUGUGGUUCUUCCCUUGGUCGAGGUCCCCGCUGUGCUGCUUGGUUGCAGGACUAUGUUGACGAGGUCGGCGGUGACUUGAAGUCGCAAGUGAUGGUCGGCGGCAUCCGGGGCUGGGUGAAAGCGUACGGCGGCAGCAUGAUGGAUGGCUAUGACGAGAAAAGGUGGCGGGCGGAGGAUAGGUAG